This is a messenger RNA of Pieris rapae (cabbage white), 1646 nucleotides long. RefSeq names its product delta-aminolevulinic acid dehydratase. Bases 238 to 1239 code for a protein of 333 amino acids. Lineage: Eukaryota; Metazoa; Arthropoda; Insecta; Lepidoptera; Pieridae. The transcript is spliced from 8 exons. Gene Ontology annotation, cellular component: cytosol. The record is from RefSeq and is a predicted model, not a curated record. Gene Ontology annotation, molecular function: zinc ion binding; porphobilinogen synthase activity. Gene Ontology annotation, biological process: heme biosynthetic process.
CAACUUUUAGGAAUAUUUUUAAAUCUCAAUUUGUAUUUUGUAAUUUGUAGUCUUGAUUGUUCAUUGUACUCGGAAGUAUGUGAAUGUACAAUCAUUUUCGGCAAAGAAUUAAGUUUUGCGAUACUGUAUCGACGUACUUUAUUUUUAUUAGAGUUACCUGUUUCUGUGAAUUAAAGGCUAGCUCAAUAGUCCGAUAAUUAAAAUAUCUACGUGAACUAGUAUUUUUAUAACAGAAAAAUGAGUGACCUCUUCUUGAGCCCGGAACAUGUUCUCCAAGGGGGCUACUUUCAUGCCACCUUGAGAAAACUUCAGGAACCCAAUACAAGCAUUGAGCCGCAUAACAUAAUGUAUCCAGUUUUCUUACUAGAAGACAAAGAUGCCAUGCAAGCUGUGUCUAGUAUGCCAAAUGUGUACAGAUAUGGUAUCAACAAAUUGAUACCAGCUUUAACAGAAUUGGUUGAUAGGGGCCUUCAAUCUAUUCUUAUAUUUGGUAUUGUGGAAACUUUACCCAAGGACCCAACAGGCUCCAGUGCUGACUGUCUAGAAAACCCAGUUAUUAAAGCUUUGCCGAAAAUUAAAGAAGCAUUGCCAAACCUUGUAAUUGCAUGUGAUGUGUGUUUAUGCCCAUAUACAUCCCAUGGGCAUUGUGGCAUAUUGACAAAUGGGGCAAUAGACCAUCCUGAAUCAGUUAAAAGAAUUGCUGAAGUGGCUCUAGCCUAUGCUAAAGCAGGAGCUCACAUUGUAGCCCCCUCGGAUAUGAUGGACAACAGAAUUAAAGCAAUAAAAGACGCGCUAUUCGAGAAUAAGUUGCAGAAUCAGGUGUCUGUAUUAUCGUAUUCAUGCAAGUUCGCUUCAUCCAUGUAUGGUCCGUUCAGGGAUACCAUGAAGAGUUCACCUAUGGCCGGUGACAGAAAGUGUUACCAGCUGCCACCAGGCAGUUCUGGACUCGCUGCCAGGGCUGCGGCACGUGACGUUGCCGAAGGAGCGGACUUCUUGAUGGUAAAACCUGGUCUUCCAUACCUCGACAUCGUGCGACAGACAAAAGACCGUUACCCCAAUCACCCUCUCUUCAUAUACCAGGUGUCUGGAGAGUACGCUAUGAUAUCCAAAAGUGGUGAGGGAAGUGAAAUGGAGGCUGUUCUUAUGGAGACACUGCUGUGUAUGCGCAGAGCGGGGGCCGACUGCAUUAUAACCUACUUCGCACCUUUAAUUUUGAAUAUUAUAGCAAAAAAACAUUGAAUGAUGGAUGGACCUACACAAGAAUGAACAAAGCUGUUUCAUUAAAUUAAAAGAAAUAUUAUAACUAAUAUGUAUAAGGCAAAAUAUAUUAGUUUUAAUUUUAGAUAAACUAUGUGAGCUAAUACUAUCUCUCUCUCUAAUUCUAUUUUAUGUAUGAGAUAGGGAGAGAAAAAUAAAAUUGUAUUUUAUAAAAUAAUUUUAUUAAUACAAUUCGAUAUUUUUCAGGCCAUAAGGUAGAAUUAGCUAUGUGUAUAUUAUGUUGUAUCGACGUGAAAUCAAUUUAAUUGUAUGGUUUUGUAAAUUGUAUAAAUUGGUGCUAAAAUUUUGAUUAUAAUUGGUUUAUUUGCUCAAUUUGUUGUUUUAAGUACAAUUUCUGUUGUGAUGGUUUUAAUACAUUUUUAUUUAAG